Messenger RNA from Paralichthys olivaceus (Japanese flounder), 2156 nucleotides. Its product is annotated as SUN domain-containing protein 1-like. The record is from RefSeq and is a predicted model, not a curated record. Gene Ontology annotation, cellular component: meiotic nuclear membrane microtubule tethering complex; nuclear envelope. NCBI's taxonomy places the organism in Eukaryota, Metazoa, Chordata, Actinopteri, Pleuronectiformes, Paralichthyidae. Gene Ontology annotation, molecular function: protein-membrane adaptor activity.
ACAGGUUUAGUAUUCAAAGCGAAUUUUAAGCAAGUUUUCUGAAGGACUAUUACAAGUUUCCAGCUUCAUCAGCUACAUAUUUAUAGCGCACUUGAUUCAGCAAAGCAUAGUCAGCAGUCAUGGCUCGUCAGAGUGCCCGCCUUUUAGCCAGUGGCUACUACGAAAGAGAUGACAUAUCAAACUUAAGUUGUCUGGCAAAUGUAUCCUACCAUGAGAAGCCUGUCAAGGUUUUCAAGAAGAGGGAAGGGAACCGCUCCAAAAAGUCCCCUAAGGCCGAUUGUGCUACUAAACCAAUCAGCUAUGAGCCACCCAUACCUGCAGCCCAGUCUAAUGUCAAUCCUCCUGCAUUGGUAUCAUAUGACACCAUGCAAUUGAACUCAAGGUACUUGUGGGCUGAGGGCAAGCCCAUCAGGCCAACCAUCAGGCCACCUAUCGUCAAUACCUGCUCUAGCAGGAUUACCAACAGUCCCAGCAUAAUGAGUUCAGCUCAAAGUUCUGGAUACAUGAGCAAAAUCAGCAGUGCCUACUUUUCUCUGAUGGUCUCACUCUUAUUGAUGGCUGCCACAGUUAAGUCAAGGAUAAUGCAUCUGGGAGCAUUUGUUAACAAUUCAGUCAGCAGUCAAACAAAGAAGGCUUGUGGUCUGCUUCUCCUCCUCGUCCUCAUAUUUCUAUGUGUUUGGUUACUCUUUCCCUUGUUGACCCCUUUCGUCUCCAACACAAGUUUCAAACAGACAGAGAGUCGACCUCUUAUUCCUGACAUGACUCUUCAACCCAACACCAUUCCUCAUGCUGCUGUGGAGUUGUCUCCUUUAGCUCCUGUCAAUGACCCUCUAACCCCAGAGCUCCAACAGGCCAUGGAGAAGUGGCUCAGUCACUACAUCAAGGAGCAUGAUGUAUUCAGGUUUGAUGAAAAAGGAAGUAGACCUCCUAUGGCUGACAAAAUGGCUGACUUUGCCCUCAAGACUCAAGGUGCCAGGGUGAUAGCUUCCAGGUCUUCAAAGUCAUAUCAUGGUAGUAGGAGCCCACUGACUGUUAUUGAGGGUCACACACCACUGCACGCAGGGAACUGUUGGGCAUUCCCUGGUGCCCAGGGAACUCUUGCCAUCUCUCUCUCUCACCCUGUGAGGAUCAAGCAUGUGACAGUGGACCACUUGCCACGUUGCAACUCACCCACUGGCAAGAUCAACUCUGCGCCCAAAGACUUUAAAGUCUAUGGAAUGAAAGACACCUUAGACAACUUAACUCUUCUUGGAGCAUUCACCUACAAAGACAAUGGCGAGUCAACGCAGACGUUUCAGCUGCCUAACCCUACUGAUGACCUCUACCAUUCUUUGGAGAUGCAUGUCCUCAGUAACUGGGGACAAGCUGAAUAUACAUGUCUUUACCGCUUCCGUGUCCAUGGAGAGAUCGACUCCACAUGAAAUAAACUGACAACAUCGAGACAACCACUAAUGGCUACGAAAGCAAUUAAAGCAAAAAUACCCCCCGAGUUGGCAAGAAUGGGGGGGGGGAAACGACUCUCUAACAGAGCACACGGCUAAUGACCCUGGAAUGGAAAAGCAUUGAUCAGUGCUUUGUGAGAAGUCUAUCAAGUCUGUCAGGGAAAGUCCAGUGACUGGACUUGUCCAAAAGUUUGCAGGACAUCGGCCCCCCUCUAUCUGUGGAAGUUAACUCAAGCACAGAGGUGGUUGCAGAAGAAAGUAUAUUGCCCACUCAGCCAAGAAAACCAACUAUGGUGAAGAAACCUUUACAAACCAAAUCAAAGGUGAACUGGUCUGGAGCUUCAGAAAAAGCAAAAUGGGAGGCCAUCAAUGCACACCUAUAGUUGUAUCCUUGAAAGAAAAAGGGAACAGUUGGGACAUUAUGUCCCUAACACCCACUGGUGCCCACAAACACCUGCUAAGAUCUACUGGUAGUUGGUAACUUAAAUUGUGCAGAAAACCUUCAAACAUACAAGGGAUAUUCACCAUCUGGUCCUAUAUUCUAAAAAAAGUGAAUCAAUCCAAAGGUUGGGAGGAACCGACAAAACUAGUAGCAACUACUUUAAGUUACUUAAGUAACAUGAUGCUUACACAUCAUUGCACAAUAUUAAUAAUAUAGUAAUGCUCACAAAAAGACUUUGAAUGCUUUUUUACAUGGAUUACCAAAUGAUCUGA